Molecule: messenger RNA, 1071 nt
Organism: Nannospalax galili (Upper Galilee mountains blind mole rat)
Lineage: Eukaryota; Metazoa; Chordata; Mammalia; Rodentia; Spalacidae
Gene: Tslig1
Product: zinc finger and BTB domain containing 8 opposite strand
Exons: 7
Coding region: 447-950 (167 amino acids)
Biological process (GO): tRNA splicing, via endonucleolytic cleavage and ligation
Cellular component (GO): tRNA-splicing ligase complex
Source: RefSeq, a predicted model, not a curated record
UGCCAGCAGGGAUCACGUGGCUUGCGUAGCCCUCACUGUCUCGUACGCAGCCAUUUUCUUAGGGAGCUCUUAUGUCAACGACCCUCUGAGAGUACGUGAGAAAUCUGAACUGCUUCCGGGUCUGUUUAUCAACUCCAAGGGGCAGCGGUGGACAACACGCCUCAGCACUUAAGACUCCCGGGCCUAGUUCAGGGUGUCCUUUAACUUAGUUUUAGAAAGAAGUAGCAACUCGUGAAGAAGAUAGGGCCUUGGCCUUUGAAACGUGCCACCCAACCGGCAGGGCCUAGAUGGAAGUCUGAGAAGUGCGAAUAUCCUUCCGCGAGCUUCGAGAAAGGAGCUCUCCUUUUAGAGUGGCGGCUAAGGGGGGGGGGUGUAGGCCGGAAGUUGUAGAGCGGGGCUGAAGUUUAGCCAGGGAAGGGCGGAAGUAGAGUGCCUAUUCUGCAAUCAUGGCUCAGGAAGAGGAAGAUGUUAGAGAUUACAAUUUGACGGAGGAACAGAAGGCGAUCAAGGCCAAGUAUCCUCCCGUCAAUCGGAAGUAUGAAUAUUUGGAUCAUACAGCUGAUGUCCAGUUACAUGCAUGGGGAGAUACUCUGGAGGAAGCGUUUGAACAGUGUGCCAUGGCCAUGUUUGGGUACAUGACAGAUACUGGGACUGUGGAACCCCUCCAAACAGUAGAAGUAGAAAUUCAAGGCGAUGAUUUACAAUCUCUUCUGUUUCACUUUUUGGAUGAGUGGCUUUAUAAGUUCAGUGCUGAUGAAUACUUCAUACCCCGGGAAGUGAAAGUACUUAAUAUUGAUCAAAGAAAUUUCAAAUUACGGUCAAUUGGGUGGGGGGAAGAAUUUUCACUGUCUAAGCACCCUCAGGGAACAGAAGUCAAAGCAAUAACAUACUCAGCAAUGCAAGUCUAUAAUGAAGAGAAGCCAGAAGUUUUUGUAAUCAUUGACAUCUAAGAUACCAGAAAGAAAAAAAAGACUCCUAGGAAGAACUGAUUUCUUUUUUCUUUUUGAGAAGAUGCAACAGUUCAAUUUCUAUAGUAUCUUUGGUAAAUGGGAAAUUACAGAAUGGAACUUU